Messenger RNA from Penicillium vulpinum, 3087 nucleotides. RefSeq names its product glycoside hydrolase family 35 protein. Gene Ontology annotation, cellular component: vacuole. Bases 1 to 3087 code for a protein of 1028 amino acids. Gene Ontology annotation, biological process: carbohydrate metabolic process. The record is from RefSeq and is a predicted model, not a curated record. NCBI's taxonomy places the organism in Eukaryota, Fungi, Ascomycota, Eurotiomycetes, Eurotiales, Aspergillaceae. The transcript is spliced from 5 exons. Gene Ontology annotation, molecular function: beta-galactosidase activity.
AUGACGCGCAUCUUCAAUUGCUUGCUAGUCGCCCUAGCUUGUCUAGGAGCCGCAGUCGCAGCCAAAGCAGAAGACCAAGACACCAAAUCAUACGAUCAAGCCGUCACACAAUGGCCACUGCAAGAUAAUGGCCUCAACACUGUCGUGCAAUGGGAUCACUACAGCUUCCAAGUAAACGGUCAACGUAUCUUCAUCUUCUCCGGUGAAUUCCACUACUGGCGUCUCCCCGUCCCGGCCCUGUGGCGUGACAUCCUCGAGAAGAUCAAAGCAGCCGGCUUCACAGCCUUCGCUUUCUAUUCCAGCUGGGCGUACCACGCACCGAACAACGGAACAGUGGACUUCUCAACUGGAGCUCGUGAUAUCGUCCCCAUCUUCGAGCUCGCUAAGGAAUUGGGCCUGUACAUCAUCGUCCGCCCCGGCCCGUAUGUCAACGCUGAAGCCAAUGCUGGUGGCUUCCCGUUGUGGCUCACCACCGGUGAGUACGGUACCCUCCGUAAUAAUGAUACUCGCUAUACGAAUGCUUGGACCCCGUACUUCAGCGAAGUGACCGAGAUCACUAGCAACUACCAGGUGACUGAUGGCCAUAACUCCAUCGUUUAUCAGAUCGAGAAUGAGUAUGGAAUGCAAUGGCUGGGUGAUCCUUCCCUGCGGGUGCCAAAUGAGACCGCCAUUGAAUACAUGGAGCUGCUCAAGGCCAAUGCUCGUAAGAAUGGUAUUACGGUGCCGCUCACCGUGAAUGAUCCUAAUAUGAACACGCACUCGUGGGGCAAGGACUGGUCUGUUGGAACUGAUGUCGGUGGCAAUGUUGAUGUCCCUGGUGUGGACUCUUAUCCUUCGUGUUGGACCUGUGAUCUCAGCCAGUGCACAUCCACCAAUGGCCCAUACAUCCCCUUCCAGGUCCUGGAAUAUCACGAUUACUUCCAAGAAUCCCAGCCUAAUAUGCCCGGUUUCAUGCCCGAAUUCCAGGGUGGCUCGUACAACCCCUGGGGUGGACCUGAAGGCGGCUGCCCUGAGGAUAUCGGUGACGACUUUGCCAACCUGUUCUACCGCUGGAACAUUGGCCAGCGCGUGACCGCCAUGUCCUUGUACAUGAUGUUUGGUGGUCAGAACCCCGGUGCUAUGGCUGCACCAGUGACGGCUACCAGUUACGACUACUCGGCGCCCAUCUCUGAGGAUCGGUCUAUCUGGUCGAAAUAUCAUGAGACUAAGUUGCUGUCAUUGUUCACUCGCGCUGCGAGGGAUCUGACCAUGACUGAGUUGCUUGGUAAUGGAACGCAGUACACUGAUAACCCCGCUGUGAGGGCUUAUGAGCUCCGCAAUCCGGAGACGAAUGCUGCGUUCUAUGCUACUUUCCAUUCCAACACUUCCCUCUCGACGAACGAGCCCUUCCACUUGAAGGUUAACACUUCCGCUGGUGCUCUGACUGUCCCUAAAUAUGCCAACACUAUUCGCUUGAAUGGACGUCAGUCGAAAAUCCUUGUGACCGACUUCACCUUCGGCUCGAAGACGCUGCUGUACUCCACUGCCGAGGUCCUGACAUAUACUGUCUUCGAUAAACAGCCUACACUGGUUCUCUGGGUUCCGACUGGCGAGUCUGGCGAGUUCUCUAUCAAGGGAGCCAAGAAGGGUUCUAUCAAGAAGUGCCAGGGAUGUUCGCGCGUCAAGUUCAUCAAGGAACACGGUGGUCUGACCACCUCGUUCACUCAAUCCGCUGGCACAACUGUUCUGGAAUACGAUAACGGUGUUAGAGUUAUCGUUCUUGAUAGAUCGGCAGCUUAUGACUUCUGGGCUCCUGCACUCACAAACGAUCCAUUUGUGCCGGAGACAGAGAGUGUUUUCGUCCAGGGCCCGUACCUCGUCCGCGAUGCUAAGCUGUCUGGCCACAAGCUCGCGAUCACCGGUGACGUCGUCAACGCAACCACAAUAGAAAUCUUUGCACCCAAGGGUGUCAACUCUGUGACCUGGAAUGGAAAGAAGGUUAACAUUCGUUCAACUGAGUACGGCAGUCUCAAGGGCUCGCUCAAGGCCCCGAAAUCUAUCAAUCUGCCAACUUUGGGUUCGUGGAAAUCGAACGACAGCCUGCCAGAGCGGUUCACAGAUUAUGAUGAUUCUGGUGUAGCCUGGGUUGCCGCCGACCACAUGACGACGCUCAACCCGAGGACCCCGACAAGUUUGCCUGUCCUUUACGCCGAUCAAUACGGAUUCCACAACGGCGUCCGUCUGUGGCGUGGAUAUUUCAACGGAACCGCGACUGGGGCCUUCAUCAACGUCCAAGGAGGAUAUGCAUUCGGCUGGUCCGCCUGGCUGAACGGCGAAUUCCUCACCUCCUACCUCGGCGCUGCCACAGCAGACCAAGCAAACCUAACCCUGUCCUUCACAAACGCAACUCUACACACCAGCAAGCCAAACGUGCUCCUAAUCGUCCACGAUGACACAGGCCACGACGAAACAACCGGCGCUCUCAACCCACGCGGGAUCAUGGACGCAAACCUUCUCGGCUCGGACUCGGGCUUUACGCACUGGCGUCUAGCCGGUACUGCCGGCGGCGAGUCAGACCUGGACCCCGUGCGCGGUGUGUACAAUGAGGACGGACUAUUCGCCGAACGUGUUGGAUGGCAUCUACCCGGUUUCGAUGACUCGGCCUGGGGCAAGGAGAAAUCCACUACCAAGGAUAAGCAUUCGACGACUUCUCUCCUUAGCUUCGAGGGCGCGACGGUUCGCUUCUUCCGUACUACCAUUCCCCUUUCUAUCCCUGCGCACACUGAUGUGUCUAUUUCGUUUGUUCUUUCCACGCCAGCUGGCGUAACGACGAAGUAUCGCGCUCAGUUGUUUGUCAACGGUUACCAGUAUGGACGGUACAAUCCCUACAUUGGAAACCAGGUUGUUUAUCCUGUUCCUGCCGGUAUUUUGGAUUAUACCGGAGAGAACACCAUUGGUGUGGCGGUUUGGGCGCAGAGCGAGGAGGGCGCUACUAUUGGAAUUGACUGGCGGAUUAACUACAUUGCUGACAGUUCGUUGGAUGUUGCUUCGAUGGAUACCAAGGCUUUGCGGCCCGAGUGGACUGAGGAUAGAGUGAAGUAUGCUUGA